Dictyostelium discoideum AX4 is the source of this 705-nucleotide messenger RNA. RefSeq lists its product as hypothetical. The coding region runs from base 1 to 705 and encodes 234 amino acids. Lineage: Eukaryota; Evosea; Eumycetozoa; Dictyosteliales; Dictyosteliaceae. The transcript has 2 exons. The record is from RefSeq and is a predicted model, not a curated record.
AUGUUCCGUUAUGGUUUACGUGUUUUAAGUAAGGCAGUUGACGCCAAAGCAGCUGAAGCAAUUACAGCUGUCCCAAAGGGUGGAUAUCCAGCAUACCUCAAACCAUUCUUAGAAGGUGCUGAAGUUUUACCACCAGCUCCAGAACGUAGUCAAUUCGAAAAGGAAUCAGAUUACAUCAAUGCUGUCAUUGCUCAUCCAGUCAUCCAAAAAUCACCAAAUGCAUUAAAAAUCUAUAACGAAUUCCAAGAAUCAAAAAGAGCUAUGGCAAACUACGAACCAAUCCCAGGUGAAAGUUCCGAAAAAGUCGUUAUCAAUUGGGAUUUCUACAAAAAGAUCUUACCAGAAGAUACCGUCGAAUUCUUCCGUGCCCUCGAAAAGAAAACUCAUGAAACCAUCUUAUCAUGGGAAGCUGAGGAUAAAAAAUUCAUUGAUUUCCUUUUAAAGAAAAUUAAAUCUGAUGAAGAAGCAUCAAAAGAAUCCCAAAAAUCUCUUUACCUUACCAUUCAAGCACUUGAAGCUGAUAGAAAACAAAUGGAAGACUUUUUAACAAAUCUUAGAACCACCACUUUUGAAGAUUUACACGGUAAAUACCCAGAAAUCGACGAACAAAUCUAUCAAGAAAUUUCAAAUGAUGAAUGGAUGCCAAAAGAUCUCGUUGGUCAAGAAACUAUCUACAACAAGGCUAAAGAAGCUCACCACCAUUAA